Nestor notabilis (Kea) is the source of this 1217-nucleotide messenger RNA. RefSeq names its product calcium/calmodulin-dependent protein kinase type II subunit gamma-like. The transcript is spliced from 4 exons. Lineage: Eukaryota; Metazoa; Chordata; Aves; Psittaciformes; Psittacidae. The record is from RefSeq and is a predicted model, not a curated record. Gene Ontology annotation, biological process: protein phosphorylation. Gene Ontology annotation, molecular function: calmodulin binding; calcium/calmodulin-dependent protein kinase activity. The annotation marks the transcript as partial.
GAAGCAACCACUAGCCCCCUAAGCCUGCUGAAGUCUUAUGCGCAAUUAAAUUGUUCUUCCUUCUUGUUUGCAGUGCGUAAGCAAGAGAUCAUUAAGAUAACAGAGCAGCUGAUAGAAGCCAUCAACAAUGGAGAUUUUGAGGCUUAUACAAAAAUCUGUGAUCCUGGCUUGACCUCAUUUGAACCUGAAGCACUGGGGAACCUGGUUGAAGGAAUGGAUUUCCAUAAGUUUUACUUUGAGAACUUACUGUCGAAGAACAGCAAACCAAUACACACCACCAUCCUGAACCCCCAUGUCCAUGUCAUUGGUGAAGAUGCUGCCUGCAUCGCGUAUAUCCGCCUGACACAGUACAUCGAUGGCCAAGGUCGGCCCCGUACCACGCAGUCUGAAGAGACCCGCGUCUGGCACCGCCGAGAUGGCAAGUGGCUGAAUGUCCACUACCACUGCUCUGGAGCUCCUGCAGCACCUCUCCAGUGAGGAUCAAAUACAGCAACUUGUGGAGAUACUCAGCUGGAGGGCAAUAUCUUCUUAGCAAGCAGCUCUGGAGUGCCUGAGUGACAGCAACGGUCAUGUCUGUUUUGACGUUAAAAAAAUAAAUACAAAUUACAAACAGGCAGCAGCCAAAUGCACGAAACCCUGCAUGCAUCUGAUGCUCCGGGCGCUGCCUUUCUGUUGUUUUCCAUGGAUCCAUCGUGUCUGUUUCUGCUGUACGAAGGUGUUUUUAAAAUCUAAAAAAAAAAAAAAAAAAAAGGAAAAAAAAAGACAUGUUGUUUGUAUAAAAUAAUAAAGAACAGGAAUAAUGCUAAAUAAAUGACAGAUUAUCCAACGUGCCCCUUCCCCCAGGGCUAAGGAAAUGGCAGCAGCUGGAACAUCUUUCAGAAAUUAAGUGAGGGGGAAAGCAAAAGUGAAGGAGAGAGAAAGAGAGAGGGAGAGCGAAAAAGGAGGCAGCUUGAGCAGCGGAUGGCUGAACGGUGCUGCGCAAUGCCAUGGUGGAAGGUAACAUCACGUUCAGGCUGUGCUGCUACUUCAAUCGGUGAGAGAUGGCGAGGAGGAGACCCCAGAGGAGCCAGUGUGAAGACUGGGGUUCAAGAGAGAGGAGGUGCUUCUCCUCCUGUUGCCCAGCAGACUGACUUCAGCCUGCUGCUUCUUCAAUUUCUGCACAGCAAGAACGCUACGGAAAGCUGGUUGCUCGGCUGCUGGAUCCCAGAACAGACUGU